GUUAUAUCUGGUUAUAAAGAGUGGGGAAACGGAACGAUUGAAUUUUAGAAGAAAAGGUUGUAUUUAUUUCAACAUUAUAUUUGAAAGAUUUAUUGGUAAAUGAUUUUUUAAAAAUUAUAAACUCAUCAUUAUUUUGUUAAACAAAAUGCAAGAAUUUUUAGGUAUUUUGCUGCUAAUUACUGGAGCUCAUUGUUUGUACCCCUCAAACUCAGAUGUUAUAGAUCUUAAACCAAACAAUUUUGACAGAUUAGUAAUAAAUAGUGAUAAUGUGUGGAUUGUAGAAUUUUUUGCACCGUGGUGUGGACAUUGUCAACAAUUAAUACCUGAAUAUGACAAAGCUGCAACAGCCUUAAAAGGUAUUGUAAAAGUGGGUGCACUAAAUGCAGAUGAACAUAAAUCUCUUGGAUCAAGAUAUGGAAUACAAGGUUUUCCAACAAUUAAAAUCUUUGGUGUUGAUAAUAAACCUGAAAAUUAUAAUGGACCAAGAACUGCCGCAGGAAUUGUUGAUGCUGCUUUAAAUGCAGCUAGUCAAAAGGCACAUAGGGCUUUAGGAGGCAAAAGAAGUGGUGGAGAUUCCAAGUCUAAAGAUUUCAAGGAUGUAAUUGAAUUAACAGAUGAUAACUUUGAUAAAAUAGUAAUGAAUUCAGAAGAUAUGUGGUUAGUUGAAUUUUAUGCACCAUGGUGUGGUCACUGUAAAAAUUUAGCUCCUAUUUGGGCAUCUGCAGCAACAGAACUUAAAGGUAAAGUGAAAUUGGGAGCCAUUGAUGCUACUGUAAAUAGAAUUAAAGCUAGCCAGUAUGAAAUAGAAGGAUAUCCUACCAUCAAAUACUUUGCACCGGGUAAAAAAUCUUUCAAUUCUGUGCAAGAAUAUGAUGGUGGUCGUACAAGUAGUCACAUAGUAAAUUGGGCAUUAGAGAAACUGGCAGAAAAUGUUCCAGCACCAGAAGUAGUUCAAAUUACAAAUGAAAAGAGUUUAAGAGAAGUGUGCGAAGACAAACCAUUGUGUGUUGUGUCUGUUAUACCACACAUUUUAGAUUGUCAAUCAGAUUGUAGAAAUGAAUAUUUAAAAAUUUUAAAUAACCUUGGAGAACAAUAUAAACAAAAAAUGUGGGGUUGGGUUUGGGCUGAAGCUGGUGCUCAACCUUAUAUUGAAGAAGCAUUAGAAAUCGGCGGAUUUGGUUAUCCAGCAUUAGCAGCUGUAAAUACAAAGAAAAUGAAAUAUUCUUUAUUAAAGGGUAGUUUCUCAUAUGAUGGUAUAAAUGAAUUUUUACGAGAUUUAAGUUAUGGUCGAGGCGGUACAGCUCCUUUAAAAGGAGCUCAGUUACCUAAAAUUCUUGAAACUAAACCAUGGGAUGGCAAAGAUGCCGAACUUCCACAGGAAGAAGAAAUUGAUCUUAGUGAUAUAGAUCUUGAUGCAAAGGACGAAUUGUAAUUAUAAAACUUAGUGUUUCUCAGGAACAUAUGCACUCUCAUAUACAUGCAUUAGUAAAAUACUUAAUACUAAAAUAUUCUCAAUAUUUAUUUUUAUAUAACAUUAUUAUUCUUGGUUUGUAUAACUAUGUAUUAAUGUACAAUGAUAA
Eufriesea mexicana is the source of this 1580-nucleotide messenger RNA. RefSeq names its product Protein disulfide-isomerase A6 homolog CaBP1 (gene CaBP1). The coding region runs from base 146 to 1432 and encodes 428 amino acids. Gene Ontology annotation, biological process: response to endoplasmic reticulum stress. Gene Ontology annotation, cellular component: endoplasmic reticulum lumen. The transcript has 6 exons. Gene Ontology annotation, molecular function: protein-disulfide reductase activity; protein disulfide isomerase activity. The record is from RefSeq and is a predicted model, not a curated record. NCBI's taxonomy places the organism in Eukaryota, Metazoa, Arthropoda, Insecta, Hymenoptera, Apidae.